AUCUUGUUCAGCUGCCAAAAAAUUCUUCUUCUUCUCAUUUCUUGCAAUCCGACAGGUCCGGCUUUCGUUAGAUCUGAGUUGGAUCUAUUGCCAUCAGACAAAUCCGGAUCUCAUCUCGUGCCAUCCGACAGAUCCAGCCAUUCAAGAGAUCCAAGUCUCUUUUCUCAUAAUGGAGAGAUAUAAUGAUAUUGAAGGCAACCGAGGAGCAUUAAAGACCACAUCAAGGUCAUCGGGUAACAAGAGAUGGACAUCAACUGAAAGUCGUUUCUUUAUAAGAUUUAUGGCAAGUCAAGUUGAGCAAGGCUUAAAAGUAGAUAAAAGCUUUAAGCCACAAGCGAUUCAUGGUGCUAUUCGAGCCAUGAAAGAUACUUUUGGGGUGAUAGUCACAGAGGCUAAUGUAAGCAAUCAUCUUAGGACAAUACGGAGAAGAUGGGCAAAGAUAAAAAAGUUGAAAGAGAUGAGUGGCAUGGGUUGGGAUGAUAACUUGAAAAUGAUUGUGAUGGGUGAGGCAGAGUAUAUAGAAUAUAUCAAGAUCCACAGCCAGGACGAGCCAUAUUUAAACAAGCCUAUUGAGGACUACGACCUCAUCGAGACAAUAUGUGGAAAUGAUCAAGCUAGUGGCCAAUAUUCCAUGAUGUCUGGAAGUCGUAUUGGCACACAAAUGGAUUACAACUCAGAUCAAGACGUAUCUCCUCAUGCACAACGCCUUGAUGAUAUGUCCUUUGGAGAGACAAAUGGUUAUAGUAAUGCCUCACCAUUCAGUCAACCCAAUACUUCUAAACCUAUGUCAGCAACUAGUCCAACACAAAAGAAGAAACAAAAAGGCAAGCGCAAAGCACACAUUAGUGAUGAUUCAGUCAACAAUUUGGCCAGUACUAUUAGAGAUGGGUUUGCAUCUGUUAAAUCCAGCCGAUCUGUGAGUUUUGCACGAGAUCUUCAAGAUGAAUGUAUGAAUUUGAAACAGUAUGGGUAUUCCAUUGAACAAGCUCUCAUGGCAUAUGAGUAUUUGAUGGCCGAUGAUGUACAAGCUCGAACCUUCUUUGGAAUGUGUGAGGAAUUUCGUCAAGUGUGGGCAAGUAAAUUCUUUUCCACCAUCGGUCGUGACCUUUGA
Dioscorea cayenensis subsp. rotundata (Guinea yam) is the source of this 1111-nucleotide messenger RNA. RefSeq lists its product as uncharacterized. The transcript has 3 exons. The coding region runs from base 170 to 1111 and encodes 313 amino acids. NCBI's taxonomy places the organism in Eukaryota, Viridiplantae, Streptophyta, Magnoliopsida, Dioscoreales, Dioscoreaceae. The record is from RefSeq and is a predicted model, not a curated record.